GUCACCAGGCACGACAGUGGGUUCCGAGUCAACUGGCAUGACCACGGGCACUGGGUCAGACAUUGGAUCGUCUGGCUUGACAGCGGGCAUCGGGUCACCAGGCAUCAGGUCAUUUGGCUCGCCAGCGGGCACCGCGUCAUCUGGCAAGGCAGUGGGCACCGAGUCACCAGGCACUACAGUGGGCUCUGAGUCAAUUGGCACGACAGCGGGCACCGGGCAUCGGGUCACCAGGCAU
This is a messenger RNA of Staurois parvus, 235 nucleotides long. Lineage: Eukaryota; Metazoa; Chordata; Amphibia; Anura; Ranidae. The record is from the annotation of a GenBank genome assembly.